Clarias gariepinus (North African catfish) is the source of this 5389-nucleotide messenger RNA. RefSeq names its product tensin-3 (gene tns3.2). The transcript is spliced from 27 exons. Bases 166 to 3651 code for a protein of 1161 amino acids. Gene Ontology annotation, molecular function: protein binding. The record is from RefSeq and is a predicted model, not a curated record. NCBI's taxonomy places the organism in Eukaryota, Metazoa, Chordata, Actinopteri, Siluriformes, Clariidae.
UGCAUGUGAGCUGUAGCAUGUGGAGUACAGAGCGUGUUCCUCUUUUUGUCCUCUUAUCCCCUUCUUACUUUUCCUUUUAAUUCUGUCAUUUCUACCGGGUGAAUAUAGCAGAUGUUCCUGUAGGACUGUAUACCCUGUAAUCCUGUUGUCCAGAGCAGUGCAGUGAUGGCAGAAAGAUGUGAAUUUGACCUGACCUAUAUUACUGAGCGCAUCAUCGCUGUCUCCUUCAGUCCAACAUGCCCAGAGAAGACCUACCUGACCAACUUAUACAACAUCACACAGAUGUUGCAAUCCAAACACUCUGACAAUUACCUGGUCAUUAACCUUUCAGAACCGAGGGAAGAACUACGCAGGAUAAAUGUCAGGGUCCUAGAUGUUGGCUGGCCUGAACAGCAUGCCCCAUCCCUACAUUUACUGUGUUCUAUGUGUAAAAGCAUUGAUAACUGGCUCAACACACACAGUGAGCAUGUGCUCCUGUUACACUGCAGGGGCUCAAAAGACCGGGUAGGAGUAGUCAUUUCAUCCUACAUCAACCUUCCGAGCGUCUCUGGCAGUGAAGAAAAGGCUUUAGAUUGUUAUACCAUGAAAAGGUUCUACAGUGAUAAGAUGGUUUCCCUUAUGACUCCUUCCCAGAUAAGGUAUGUCCAGAUGUUUGGCAAGCUCCUGGCCCAUCAGAUAAAGAUAAACUCCUCUCCUCUCCUCUUCCACUGCAUCUCUCUGAAGCACAUGCCAAACUUGCACCCCACAGUAUGUGGACUGUUUCUCAGAGUAUACCAAGACAUGCAGCUGGUGUGCACAACAGGAGUACAUCAGGUCUCUGUGGGCCAGACAGACAAAGUGUAUUUCGCUCUGGAACCACCACAGCUUCUUAAAGGAGACAUUGUGAUUGUAUGCUAUCACAAGAACGUUGCAAAGAGGAGCAGAGAGAUUGUGUUUCGCAUACAGUUCCACACAGGCACUCUUCAUGGACACCCUUCAGUCUUCUACAAAAAGGACCUUGAUCUUGCAAACAGAGACCCUAGAUUUCCAGAGGGAGGUCAAGUGGAGGUAAUUUUCUCGGAAAACAUGGAAAAAAUCCCAGGUUUUCCACAAGGUAGCGUUGGCUGGAAGAACAACUCUGCGAUUGUCAUCGACUAUGAUACCCUCGAUCCUCUGGUUCACUGGGAUUCUUAUGAGAACAUUGCAGCAGGAGCUCAGCUGACUGAAUGCUCACCGUCCUCCGUGAGCAGUGACUCCGGGCUCUCCACCAACUCGCUGUGCACUGGAGCAGCAGGUCCUGAACUCCAGAGCCAAGUCCAGAAAGCCACUCUCAGGGGCAGCAUGGCCGGAGACCAGCCUCGUGUUCAUGUCCUAACCUCUGAAAUUGCCAUUACAGGUGACGGAGUUGAUAGAGCAACAGGAGAAAACUGUCAUCAUUUAAACCCGGCUUUUCACAUGAGUGCACAAAGAGAAACCAACAUCCUUGAUGAUAAGGAUGAAUGUACAUCAGCUGCUAUAGUGGCAGAAGCUAAGAGACCGGGUCUUGAACUUCCUGUUUUGAGUAGGUGUGAGCUCUCAAACCAGUCAGAAGAUGCUGGAGAUAGGGUGCACCUGGAUGUCACACGGACUCACACGUCAUCUAACAGUGAUCAGACACACAUAUGGGUGAAGCAGCAACAGUUAGUCUCUAAUGGUUCUUACUUGGAGACCAUGACAGAUAGACUGGGACAGAAAAUAAAACCAGGGAUUAAAAACGACUCUGUGGAGGCGGAGCCAGAGGCAGACAAGGAUGAUGAAUUUGCUUCACUUGACCUGGAUAUUGACCAAUCAAUUGAGCAGCUGAACCAGUUAAUCCUAGACCUGGACCCAGAGUUUGAACCUGUACCCACAAUGGCUAGGGGGCACAUGACUUGUUCGAACUCUGUGCGCACCAAUGGAGUUGGGCACUUAGUUGGGCAAGCAAAAUCCAGUCAAUCAGGCUGUAUGUCUAAAGCUAUUAAUGAGCCUGCAUUAUCCAGGUGCAGAGAUGGGGAUUUUUUACAGCCAUUAUCAAAGCCUGCUGUCUACAAAUCACCAGAGUCUGGAGGUCUUUGUGGUAGUGACGCAGUGGAUUGUGGGGUUUUCAGUCACGAGACAGACAGUCCGUUAUGGGUGGACCUUAACCAGGCACCUAUGACACCAGCAUUUCCUGUGACACCUCCUACACCUUAUGUAAAGGGUGUGUAUGACUUUUCUUCUGUGAGUCUCAGCUGUCCGCCCGGCCCACAGCACCUGCUCUCAAGGACACAGCAAGAAUCACGGGGAUAUAGGGACAAUAUGACACACUCUUCUGUGUCACCAGAUGGAGACCUGUUUCACACCGAAGUAACAUCGAGGCCCGCCCCUUUUCAGAGAGGGGGGUUCGGCUCCAUGCGCUCGGUGGGCACCUCAAGUCCACUCCCUAACACUGACAGCCCUGUUCCGCCUCAUUCAUGGUUAGAGAGUGGUUCAAGCACCCCCCUGAGUUACUACACCCCCCAGCCUUCACCUCCACUUUCACUUUCCACCCCUAACGCCCACAGCUCUCCUCGUACACUGCCAUCCAGGCUUGACAUAGGGAAUUUGGAGCUUAGUUUACUGGAAGCAAUGGAGGGUCUGGAGUCUCUGGGCUUAAAUGGAACACAGCCACCGCUGUUACCUCAGAAGAGGAGGGGUAUGGAUGGAGGAGAUCUAUCCCUGAACUCAUCAUUCAGCCCAAGUGGAGGUUUUAAUAACAAUGGGUCACCUACAGCAUCUUCUCCUAGUCCAGAUUCAUUUUCCAGUAAAGCUGACAACGUGAAAUUUGUUCAAGACACGUCAAAGUUCUGGUAUAAGCCGGAUAUCUCUAGAGAGCAGGCCAUCGCAGUGCUAAGAGAUAAACAGCCUGGUGCCUUCAUUGUCAGAGACAGUCACUCAUUCAGAGGAGCGUAUGGACUAGCCAUGAAGGUGGCCACACCCCCUCCUUCCAUCCUAACGCACAGCAGGAAAGUGGGUGAUCUGACCAGUGAGCUUGUACGUCACUUCUUGAUCGAGUGCACACAGAAAGGAGUCAGACUAAAGGGCUGCCCAAAUGAACCCUACUUUGGAAGCUUGACAGCUCUCGUGUGCCAACAUUCCAUCACACCACUGGCCUUGCCCUGCAGACUAAUCAUCCCAGACAGAGACCCCCUAGAAGAGCUGAACGAAUCUCAAGGACAGACUUCUACAAACUCAGCCACCGAAUUACUGAAACAAGGAGCAGCAUGUAAUGUAUGGUUCCUGGGCAGUGUGGAGCUGGAGUCUCUAACAGGCGUACAGGCAGUACAAAAAGCCACCACAGUGUGUCUCGGUCAGGAUCCUCCAAACACCUCCACUAUCGUCCACUUCAAAGUAUCUGCACAGGGCAUCACGCUCACAGAUAACCAGAGGAAAUUGUUCUUCAGGAGACAUUACCCUGUCAACACAGUCAUAUUCUGUGCCCUGGACCCUAACAACAGAAAAUGGACGAAAGAUGGCUGUUUGAACGCAAAGAUCUUUGGCUUUGUAGCGAGGAAAAGUGGAAGCAGCAUGGAGAACGUGUGUCACCUUUUCGCAGAGCACGACCCUGAGCAGCCAGCCAGUGCUAUUGUCAACUUCGUUUCCAAGGUGAUGAUUGGCUCCCUGAAGGCCAAAUAAAGUCAAACAUGCCCUUUUUCCCCAGCCAUUUUUUAUAUUCCACUCCAUUGCAACAGUUGUUGAUUGGUGUCACAAUCAAAAAUCCACGCAUAGGAGACACCAUAAUACUGCAACCAUUAAAGACUGCAGAAAGACCAUUGAGGACUGGAACAUGGCCUUUGCUCAGUGUAACACAUUGUAAAAUGAGCAGAAGGGUAAAAAAAUUUGAGCUUCAUGACUUUGAACUCACCACAGGCUGCUUUGUGCUUUUUACGCAGAUCAUCCAAUAGAGGGAGUCCCACCAUUUCAGCCUAAAAUAACUUUAAAUUACCGGCUGUGUCGGUUGCAAAAAGAAGCAGCAUGUGAUCUCUACAUAGCAGAGUUACAGUCUGUACAGUGCAGAGUCGAGAGGAACUCGAUUCCAAAGCCAUUUGUAAAACCCCUUAAAACAUUUUCCAGCACUGUUUUGUUUCCUGGCGCUUUCACAGUGGCAUGCCUCGAAAUCCCAUAAACUCCGCUGCUUCUGGAAUUAAAGUCCAAUAUCCGUCAGUGAAUCAUUAUUUUUGCUCUGCAAAAAGAACUUCACCCUGAUAAACAUAUCUUAAAGAUAGUGUUUGUCAGUUAUCAGUGUUUAGAUACAGACUUUAGGCUGCUAAAUGUGUCAAACUGUUUAUUCUCUAUUUAAAACAAUGUCAUGCUCAGAGCAGCUUCACCAGCCCUAAAUGAAAAAAAAAAAAGACUGUACCAUAAUUAUUUUUACAAAGCCUCUCUGUUACUACCAUUAAAUUGCAUGUUAAAUGUUUUAACUUGCCUAUUUAAUUUCUGAUAUUAAGAAUUAGUGGCAUUUGGUGUAUUGUAUUGGUUAAAGUUGUGCAUCAUAGCUUAUAUUUUGUGUAUGCUUCUUUUAUAUUCAUCAGUGCUUGUUUAGAAUUUGUCCAUAGAAACACUUGAAUGGUGGAAUUUGUUCGCUAAUUGGAACAACUGAUUUGUGAGUUGACCAGCUUUGUCUGUGGUGUAUUACCUGUUGGGUAAUUUUUUUAUAAUCCAUUUAUCAAUCAUAAUGAACAAUGUUUAAUGUAACUGCACAUAUUUAUUUUCAUCAUUAAGCAUUAUAUUUGCAUUACGGCCAGAAUCUGUGCAUUGAUCUCAUAAAGCAUCUCACUUAAUCCACUAAUCUAAUGGAAAUCAUUCCCUGUCAGUGGAUUUCUCUAAAAAAAAAAAAAAAAGCUUUUCCUCUGCUGCUGAUAACCAGUGCGUUUAUUAUAACUGAUCAUUUAUAGUGCAGCUUUUAUAUGUAAUUUUCAUAUUUGUGCUUACAGUUUUGACAUAUUUGACUGAUUAUUGGCAGCCUGCUUAAAUCACUCUUCCAUGCACUGGUGAUGAUUCGAAUGAAAAUUAACUGCUUGCUGUGAUGUGAUGCAAAACAAGCAUAAGCAAUUUUUUUCAUAUAUAAUAAAUCGUACUGAUAUUUAUAAACUCCUAAUUAGAUUACUAUAUACAGCAGAUUUACAUGUAAAAAGAAGUACAAGAUGCUUAAUGGAGAAUAGACCCAGAACUUCGAUCUCAAGUUCAAAAUCGACACACAGAUUUUUUUUCAGUAUGAAGGAAACUGGGUCUCUUUUAUCUUAACCUGCUCUCUCUCUCUCUUUCUCACUCUCUUAUAACCUCCCGUCAUGUAUAUUUGUUGUAAAUUAUGUAUAGACUUCCUGCCUCUUUAUUGUUAUAUAAUAAAAGCAAUUUGACAAUUGCAGUAAAUGAA